Messenger RNA from Eremomyces bilateralis CBS 781.70, 1350 nucleotides. RefSeq names its product heme-dependent catalase. Bases 188 to 1147 code for a protein of 319 amino acids. Gene Ontology annotation, molecular function: catalase activity; heme binding. NCBI's taxonomy places the organism in Eukaryota, Fungi, Ascomycota, Dothideomycetes, Eremomycetales, Eremomycetaceae. The record is from RefSeq and is a predicted model, not a curated record. Gene Ontology annotation, cellular component: peroxisome; mitochondrion; cytoplasm. Gene Ontology annotation, biological process: response to hydrogen peroxide; hydrogen peroxide catabolic process. The transcript is spliced from 3 exons.
CUGCUGCAUGUCAGCCCCCGAGGCAAGAGUGGACUAGUAAGGCUAUGACACGAUAAUCGAUACCGGUAUUGGCAACUGUUAAUACUCAGGAUGCGAUCUUGGUAGAAUUUAUAAAUGGCCGGGUGGACGCUCGCGAUCAGUGUCACCCAGUGCACAAAUAACCAGAAGCAUAUUUCAUCGCAGCAAAAUGCCCUUCUCAAAUGAUCAAGCUGGUUUGAAGACCGCUGAGGAGCUGCUGGGGCUGUUCCAUAAGGUCUUUGGGCCUCAUCCGGGAUUUCGACCAGCUCAUGCCCGCGGCCUGGUUAUCCACGGGACCUUCUCACCCACUCCUGAAGCAGCCUCCCUAACGACCGCCCCUCACUUCCACGCCCCGUCCACCCCCAUCACCGCCCGAUUUUCUUCCUCCACUGGGAUCCCCGAGAUCCCGGAUACUGACCUAAACGCCAACCCACGGGGCCUUGCAAUCCGCUUCAAUCUGGGCACAGAUGCCUCUAGCAGGCGGCAGCAUACCGACAUCAUCGGCCACAGCACUCCCGUCUUUCCUGUGAAGACCGGCGCUGAAUUUCUGGAGUUCCUCACAGCAGUUGCGACGUCAGCGACAGCGGAAGAGGGUAAGCCGAAGCCGAUUGAGACGUUUUUGGGGGGGCAUCCGGCAGCGUUCAAGUUCGUCACGUUCCCAAAGCCAUUUCCGGAGAGUUUUGCAAAUGAGGCGUUCUAUAUGCUCAACGCUUUCAAGUUUAUCGAUCAAGAGGGGAAGGAGACUUUCGUGAGGUACCAGGUGCAGCCGGUGGAGGGUUUGAAGCAUUUGAAGGAUGAGGAGGUUGCCGGCAAAGGGCCGAGUUAUUUGUUUGAUGAACUACCCCAGAAGCUGGCGGCCGGCCCUGUUGAAUACAAACUGCUGGCACAAAUUGCAGAGCCGGGCGAUUCGACAAACGAUGUCACUGAGGUAUGGCCGGAGAGUCGGAAGCUAGUGAAGCUCGGAACCGUGAAACUUGAGACUGUCGAGGAGGAUCUGCUGGCGACGCAGAAGAAAAUAAUCUUCGACCCCAUUCCUAGAGUCGCGGGGAUCGAACCCUCGGAUGACCCUAUCCUUCAGUUCCGCGCAGACCUAUAUCUGCUGAGCGGUAAAGAGCGGCGUGCGGCAUAGGUGAUGCAAUUCAUCAUUCUCUUCCCUUCGAUACCGUUAUUUGAGUGUACACUUCUUCCCUAGAACCCCUUUGCCAAGUAUAGGUGUGUAGUAAACGAUCAAGCAGUGACCGAAAUGUUUUGUACUCAUGUAGCUUUUCUCAGCGGAAGCUGGAUCCGAGAAGAUAUGAAAUCUAAAGCAGCAAGCACUUUCUCAUCCUCAUA